AGGGCGGAGGGUAGUGGAAUGGGGGUCCCGCGGCAGCGCUGAAAGUCCGGGUGGGCGUCCAUGGCGCUGCUUCGCUGACAGGACCGUGAGCAGCCUGCCUUCCGCUCGCACCAGCUCCGCGUCGGAAUAGCCGGUCCUUCCCCGGGGAGCCAGUUCCUCCCCGGCCCCUGAGCCAUGCCCAUCGCGGCCGCCCCGGACGAGCCAGAGGGAAGAGUCUUGAACCUCAGGCUGAAGAGAAAGCAUCCAUACUAAUGGAGAAAAUUGAAGACCCAACCCCUUGACCAAGAAGAAAACAGAGGCUCAGGUUAUCUUUAGAUAAUAUUGUGGAGGUCUUGGAAGAAGCAGUUAUAAAACUGGCAAGUUUAACGCGCACGCGCGCUUGUUCAGGUUAUAAAGAACUUGGAUUGAUUGAGACUCCUUGUGGUGUGGAGUGUAAAUUAAUUAUCUGAAAGCAACUGAACGAUGGAGCCAGACAUCAUUCGAAUGUACUCUUCAUCCCCGCCACCACUAGACAAUGGAGCUGAGGAUGAUGAUGACGAUGAAUUUGGGGAAUUUGGUGGAUUUUCAGAAGUUAGCCCUUCUGGUGUAGGGUUUGUUGAUUUUGAUACACCAGAUUAUACUCGUCCCAAGGAAGAAUUUGUACCUUCAAACCAUUUUAUGCCAAUUCAUGAUUUCUCGGAAAAUGUAGAUAGCCUUACAAGCUUUAAAUCCAUUAAAAAUGGUAAUGAUAAGGACAUCACUGCUGAACUAACUUCUGUGAAAGAACAGUCUGAUGUUUUACUUUCUACCACCAGCAAAGAAAUAAUAUCUAAAACUUUAGCUACUUCUGUUGAUGGCAUGGAAAGUUCAGUAGAUUUAAAUAAAGUGGUGGAGCAGAGACAGAAUGUUGAAACACCUGAAAGUUUCUCUCCAGGAGAUUUUAGAACUGAUAUGAAUGUUCAUCAAACCAAGCGGUUAGAGAGCUGCAAUGGUGAAAAGCCUCCUUGUCUGGAGAUUCUAACAAAUGGGUUUGCAGUAUUGGAAACUGUAAAUCCUCAGGGAACAGAUGAUCUAGACAAUGUAGCUGAUUCAAAAGGACAAAAACCUCUUAGCACUCAUAGUACUGAAUUACCUAGUCCUGCUGAGGAAUUUGCAGAUUUUGCCACAUUUUCAAAAAAUGAGAGAAUACAACUAGAAGAAGUAGGAUGUGCAGUUUUAAAUGACAGAGAUGCCCUAACCAUUCAGGAAAACGAUAAAAUUAAUAGAGUCAGUGAACUGAAUUCUGUAAAAGAAGUAUCUUUGGGUAAUAGCUUUGAUAAUGAAGGAGACAUUGAUGGAGAGGAGCAGCCUUGUGUUUCAGAAAUAAACAUGAGUAACAGAGGUUUCAGUACUGAAAAACAAGGUCUUCCAACAUUGCAACAGGAUGAAUUUCUAAAUUCAAGCAUCCAAUCAAAGAGUUGGAGUUCGGUGGACUCGGUUGAUAAUUCAGAAACCAGUAAGAGAGAACAGUGUAAAACUGAGGCAAAACUUGACUUAUUUACUCCUAAAUGUUCUGACUUACGCAUGGAUUCAGUUAAAACUUCUGAUGAAGUUGAUUCUUCCAAAGAAGAAAGUAGAAAUUUUAUUAAUUCCCAAAACCCCGGCAUUGAUCCCACAGAAGAAGGUGUUUUGGAUGAUUCUAUAAGUGUGAAAAAUGAUGAUAGUAGUAAUGACUUUGUGACUUGCAACGAUACCAAUGAAGAUGAUUUUGGUGACUUUGGCACAGCAAGUGGCACAACUCCACCUUUUGUUAGUGGUACUCAAGAUUCAAUGAGCGAUGUCACUUUUGAAGAAUCCUCAGAGCACUUUCCACAUUUUGGUGAACCAGGUGAUGACUUUGGAGAAUUUGGGGAUACAAAUGCUGUUUCUUGUCAAGAGGAAAUUAUAUUUACUGAGUCAGAUCUAAAACAGACUUCUGAUAGUUUAUCAGAAGGAUGUAAAUUGGCAAGAAAGUCUACUGGGAUAGGCACUGAACCUGUAUCAAAACUGAAGAUUGGGCAAGAAGGUGAGUUUGGAGAUUUUGAUUCCGUGCCAAAUAUUCAAGAUGACUGUAGUACUUUCCAAGAUUCUGAUGAUUUUGCGGACUUCAGUUCAGCUGGUCCUAGCCAAGUUGUAGAUUGGAAUGCUUUUGAAGAUGGGCAGAAAGAUAAUUGUUCUUGGGCUGCCUUUGGAGACCAGCAGGCUACUGAAUCUUACCAUCGAAAGGAGGCCUGGCAGUCACAUAGGACAGAUGAAAAGAUUGAUACUCCAGGAACCCCCACAAUGCACCGUGUCCCUCUGACAACUCCCAAAGGAGCAGUUGUUGGUGACCAUUUACAAGAAUCAGCCACUUCAGUUCAGACAGCUUUAUUAAACCGCCUGGAGAGAAUUUUCGAAGCAUGUUUUCCUUCCAUAUUUGUCCCUGAUACUGAAGAAGAAGUUACUUCCCUAAAGCACUUGCUGGAAACAAGCACCUUGCAAAUAAAAACAAAAGAGGCCUUAGCUGAAAGUGGGGAACUGCUGGAUGUAUGGACCGAGCUACAGGAUAUCCAUGAUGCACAUGGUUUGCAGUAUCAGUGGGGUGGCUCCCAUAGCAACAAGAAGCUUUUGUGCUCCCUGGGAAUAGACACCCGAAACAUUCUCUUCACGGGCAAUAAGAAGCAGCCUGUUAUAGUGCCCAUGUAUGCAGCAGGGUUGGGUAUGUUAGAGCCCACCAAGGAACCAUUGAAACCACUAUCUGCUGCAGAAAAAAUUGCUUCCAUUGGUCAGACAACCACCAUGUCACCAGAAAUGAACACAUGUGCAUCUGACCAAUUCCAGGAGUCUCUACCACCCGUCCAGUUUGACUGGAGUAGCAGUGGCCUUACUAACCCUUUAGAUGGUGUGGAUCCAGAGUUGUAUGAGUUAACUACUUCUAAGAUGGAAAUCUCCACCUCGAGCCUCAAAGUAACUGAUGCUUUUGCAAGACUCAUGUCCACAGUAGAGAAGACAAGCACAUCUACCAGGAAACCGAAAAGAGAAGAGCACCUGAGUGAAGAAGCCAUCAAGGUGAUUGCUAGCCUUCCCGACUUAACGUUCAUGCAUGCCAAGGUGUUGAUGUUCCCCGCCACAUUGACACCUUCCACGAGCUCCCAGGAGAAAGCAGACUGAUACCAUGUGAACUGGACAGUUUCAAUUGCUUUUCCUUCCCUCCAUCCCUUCCCUACCAUCAAAAGCAUACUUGCUCUAAUUAAAAAAAUUCAAGUUGAGCUGAUUUGUUGGUAAGCCUCACUAGAAAGGUAUACAUAGUAAUGUAUAUUUAUUUACAUACUGAAGUCCUAAAUUUAUAUUAGAAAACAAUGUAAAUAAUUGGGGGUGAACAUUUUUGAAGAUUUAUUCUUUUUGUGUUGCUGGGGUGUAUACAUUUAUGUCUUUGUGAAAUACACUGGUGGUGUCCUUCUUACAAAAUUUUUGAAAUAAAAAAAGAAAAUUAAAAACUCAAAUCUCCACUGUCUGAAAUCCCCUUCAGUCUUUUCAGAUUGCAUUGACUGUGCUAUUAAUUUUUCAUAUCAUAUGUUGAAAUACUUUUGCUAUUAUAAUAAGUAAAUUCCAAAGUCUCCAUUUAAUUUUUUUUUUUUUUUAAUUUUCGUGUGGUGGGUUUAUUUCAGUUUCUGCACUCUUUUUUAAAUCUUUUCAGUCUGGCAUAUUGCUAUUUGACCUUUUGCAAGGUACUUCAUCAAUUGCUCUUUGGUGUAGGGUAUGAUCAUUGUUGGAAUUUGAUUGGAGGGGUUUAAAGAGAUUGUGUCUGUUUUAAUCAGUUUGGUUUGGAGAAGGACCAAAUUAUAUGAAUGUCUUACAAUGAAAUUUACUUGUUACUGAUUUUUUUGUUCUAUUGUACCACUGUUUUUGAGGAUUUUGCACAGUGUAAAAUGACAUAAUCAUAGAUUGCUAUGGUUUAGGCUGUAUAUACAGUAAAAACUAUGGGUUUUAAAUGUUUGGGGAAAUUCCUAUGGAAAAAAGAGAGACAUGUAGAAGAACCUCUAACAAGGUUAAUGUGCAUGCCAAGGUCUUUUGAGAUUUCAGUGUGUAAAUUUCCUUUUAGCUUACACAAAAAUAAAAUAAUUUAAAAG
Molecule: messenger RNA, 4106 nt
Organism: Talpa occidentalis (Iberian mole)
Lineage: Eukaryota; Metazoa; Chordata; Mammalia; Eulipotyphla; Talpidae
Gene: AFTPH
Product: aftiphilin
Exons: 11
Coding region: 463-3147 (894 amino acids)
Biological process (GO): intracellular transport
Cellular component (GO): trans-Golgi network membrane; AP-1 adaptor complex
Molecular function (GO): clathrin binding
Source: RefSeq, a predicted model, not a curated record